Phyllostomus discolor (pale spear-nosed bat) is the source of this 3373-nucleotide messenger RNA. Its product is annotated as peptidyl-prolyl cis-trans isomerase FKBP5. The record is from RefSeq and is a predicted model, not a curated record. The coding region runs from base 178 to 1551 and encodes 457 amino acids. Gene Ontology annotation, molecular function: peptidyl-prolyl cis-trans isomerase activity; protein binding. Lineage: Eukaryota; Metazoa; Chordata; Mammalia; Chiroptera; Phyllostomidae. The transcript has 11 exons.
GGCGGGCGCUGUCCCUGGGAUUCGGGCCGGCUCUCCAGCGCUGCCAGUCUUCGGCUGCAGCGUCCGGCGCGCGGGCGGCUUGGUGGGCGGGCUGAGGGUGAACCGCGCGCGGGUGAGGCGGAAAGAGACAGAGGCGACGAGCAACCGCGGCGACAGGUUUUUUACUUAUAAAAGACAAUGACUACUGAUGAAGGUGCCAAGAACAACAGAGCAAGCGCAGCAGCGGCUGUUGCUGCACAGGGAGAGGACCUAACCUCGAAGAAAGAUAGAGGAGUGUUGAAGAUUGUCAAAAGAGUGGGGAACAGUGAGGAAUCACCAAUGAUCGGAGAUAAAAUUUAUGUCCAUUACACAGGAAAAUUGUCAAAUGGAAAGAAGUUUGAUUCCAGUCAUGAUAGAAGGGAGCCAUUUGUCUUUAGUCUUGGCAGAGGCCAAGUCAUCAAGGGAUGGGACAUUGGGGUGGCUACCAUGAAAAAAGGAGAAGUGUGCCACUUACUGUGCAAACCAGAAUAUGGAUAUGGCUCGGCUGGCAGUGUUCCCAGAAUUCCCUCAAAUGCAACUCUCUUUUUUGAGAUCGAGCUCCUUGAUUUCAAAGGAGAAGAUUUAUUGGGAGAUGGAGGCAUCAUCCGAAGAAUCAAACAGAAAGGACAGGGCUACUCGUUACCCAACGAAGGAGCCACCGUGGAAAUCCACCUGGAAGGCCGCUGUGGGGAAAGGACGUUUGAUUGCAGAGACGUGGCUUUCAUCGUUGGCGAAGGAGAAGACCACGACGUUCCCAUCGGAAUUGACAAAGCCCUGGAGAAGAUGCAGCGGGGAGAACACUGUGUACUGUUCCUCGGAUCACGGUAUGGUUUUGGAGAGACAGGGAAGCCUACAUUUGGCAUUGAACCGAAUGCUGAGCUUAUAUAUGAAGUUACACUGAAGAGCUUUGAAAAGGCCAAAGAAUCCUGGGAGAUGGACACCAAAGAAAAACUGGAGCGGGCUGCCAUCGUCAAAGAGAAGGGAACUGUGUACUUCAAGGGAGGCAAGUAUGUGCAGGCGGUGAUUCAGUACGGGAAGAUAGUGACCUGGUUGGAGAUGGAAUACGGCUUAUCGGAAAAGGAGUCUAAAGCUUCCGAAUCCUUUCUGCUGGCUGCCUUCCUGAACCUGGCCAUGUGCUACCUGAAGCUCCAAGAAUACAUCAAAGCCGUGGAGUGCUGCGACAAGGCCCUGGGACUGGACCGCACCAACGAGAAGGGCUUGUACCGCAGGGGCGAGGCCCGUCUGCUCAUGAACGAGUUCACGCUGGCCGAGGGCGACUUCGAGAGGGUGCUGGAGGUGAACCCCCAGAACAAGGCCGCGAGGCUGCAGAUCUCCGUGUGCCGGAAGAAGGCGAAGGAGCACAAUGAGCGGGACCGGAAGACCUACGCCAACAUGUUCGCGAAGUUCGCAGAGCGGGAUGCCAAGGAAGAGGCCAGUAAAGCAGUGGCCAAGAAGACGGUAGAAGGGGUCGCCGGUCAAAAAGACACAGGAAGUCCAGCAGAGGAAGAAGGGCGAGCUGGAGACCACGUAUGACCCCACGCAGAGGAGGGAAAAGUCCCAGUGAACUCGGCCUGCUCCCCGGGCUUUCCCCAACUCAGGACUGACUAUGUUCGGUGUGCAGUUUGUCACAGUCUGUGUGAUUCUGGAAGCAAAUGGCAAAACCAGUAGUCCCCACAAAACCACCCUGCUGCUGCCCAGGGCUGUCACUGAGGGGAGGCGUGGGACCACUGUGGGGACACAGACAGGUGGCUGUUGGUGUGGAGAGGUGCAGCCGGCAGCAGAAGUCCAGCUCAUUUCAGUUCAGGUCAGCUUCCCCCGUGCAGUGCAGGGUCCCCCGGAUGGUCCUGACCAUUGGGGCUGUCUGUGAGGUGUCACAUUGGAUGGAAUUUCAGUAGCACCUCAGAAACCUGAAAAUGAAUGCCCACUGAAUUUCUCCUUUCCUGCAGACAGGUGGGUGAAAGGAGGUGGAGGUCUGUGUUUUCAAUCACUGAAGUGCUGUGACUGACUGUUGGGUUGAACCAACAGAAUCCACAGUGGAGCAGCCUGCUGUCCCCUCAGGUCCACAGCAGCAUCACAGACUUGGCACCAAGAACCUCACAAGCCACUUGCUUGCAGACUAGCCCCACCCUCUCCUUAGUGAGCCCGCCCCCCUCUGAGCUGGCUUUCCACCACACUGGCCUGUCCCUGAGGAGGAAUUCUGUCCUUCCUAAAGCUCUCUUCAGCAAUGACAGGAAGCAGAGGGGGUGUCUGGAUUCAUUUUCUGUGUUUUGGGUGAAGUUCUGAGAGGCCGAAGUGUGUCAAGAGCAAUCAGAAUCGUGCAUUUUCCUUCGUCUGCUCCUUUUAGGAAAUAAUGUGACCGCAGUCCCGCCUGUCAGCCCCGCUGCUACUCAGUACCUGGUCUCCACGCCAGCCCCUGCUGUUAGGAAUGUCCGACUUGCUCUUGUACCGUCUCUGACCGGGAGGGGAUGUGUUUACACAUCCACACAGGACCCGUGCAGCUUUUUUUGUUGUCUUUUAAAACUUACUGGCUCAUAAACAUUUGUAUGUACCCUGGUUUAUGGAACUUAUUUACAAUCCUCUCUUAUGAAAAAAACCCGCCUUGACUUCUUACUAUUAAGUAGCUGAAUUUUUAAAAACAAACUCUGGGGUUGGAAAAAUCAGUGGUCGCUCUCCCGCGUUAGGGUGUUCCUCGCAGACUGACAGGCAGCGGCUUCCUUUCCCUGCGCCGCCGAGAGCUCCUCUGUGCUGCUGCGGGUGUGACAGAGAGUGAGGAAGCUUCCCGUGCAGGCGCAUCCAGCUCACAGUCCCCAACACUGGGGACUGAGUUAGGGCGAGUCUCCACAUCCCCACACGUCACUGAGUCUUAGUCCUUCUGGGUAAACAAGGUGAGCCUGGCUUUCUGGCCCCACAGCCUAAGGAGCACUCCUGGGAAUGCUUUUGGUGACCUACAGCACUCACUUCAGCCUGCAGCAUCUCACUGCUUUACAUCGUAAAAAACACCGGCAAUUAUAUUUUAGAUUCCCUUUAAUUCUGUGGUGGUUUUAACAAAACACUUUCAUUAUCGGGUUAGGGCUUAUUUUAAAACUAAAUGUCAUUUCUUUUUAUACCUGGGUUCUCAGCCAUGAAACAAAUGGAAUUAUAUUCUGUUUCACCAUUAAUGACAUCUAAAAUUCUUUUAAAUUCUCAGUCAUGCUUUUUUCUUUUUCCAUGAGAUAUUUCUUUCAAAAGCCCCAAAUCUUCCCUAGGAAAUAUGAAAAGCAAGAGUUGAUUUGGCUCGUUUGCUCAGCUGUUUAGCGUUUGCAGCUCUGUGGGCGAGAGCAUGACCCCAGUGAGCCCGAGACUGAGACUUGAUCCU